This is a messenger RNA of Acanthopagrus latus (yellowfin seabream), 3733 nucleotides long. RefSeq names its product glycogen phosphorylase, muscle form. The record is from RefSeq and is a predicted model, not a curated record. Gene Ontology annotation, molecular function: pyridoxal phosphate binding; glycogen phosphorylase activity. Gene Ontology annotation, biological process: glycogen catabolic process. Bases 1 to 2529 code for a protein of 842 amino acids. Lineage: Eukaryota; Metazoa; Chordata; Actinopteri; Spariformes; Sparidae. Gene Ontology annotation, cellular component: cytoplasm. The transcript is spliced from 20 exons.
AUGGCCAAGCCUCUGACAGACCAGGACAAGAGGAAGCAGAUCUCCGUCCGUGGGCUGGCCGGGGUGGAAAACGUUUCGGACCUGAAAACUAAUUUCAACCGGCACCUCCACUUCACCCUGGUGAAGGACCGAAAUGUGGCCACAAAACGGGACUACUACUUUGCCCUGGCCAACACGGUCCGGGACCACCUGGUGGGCCGCUGGAUCCGGACGCAGCAGCAUUACUAUGAGAAAGACCCAAAACGUGUCUACUACCUCUCCUUGGAGUUCUACAUGGGGCGGACUCUGCAGAACACCAUGGUUAACCUGGCCUUGGAGAAUGCCUGUGAUGAAGCCACGUAUCAGCUGGGUCUGGACAUGGAAGAGCUGCAGGACAUUGAGGAAGAUGCUGGUCUAGGCAACGGAGGACUGGGUCGUCUGGCUGCUUGUUUUCUGGACUCCAUGGCAUCUCUGGGUCUGGCUGCUUAUGGAUACGGCAUCCGUUACGAGUUCGGCAUCUUCAACCAGAAAAUUGUCAGCGGCUGGCAGGUGGAGGAAGCAGACGACUGGCUGCGUUACGGUAACCCCUGGGAGAAGGCUCGCCCUGAGUACAUGCGUCCAGUCCAUUUCUAUGGAAGAGUCGAAUACUCACCCCAGGGGGUAAAGUGGGUCGACACACAGGUGGUUCUGGCUCUGCCCUAUGACACCCCAGUCCCCGGCUACAGAAACAACAUCGUCAACACCAUGAGACUGUGGUCUGCUAAGGCCCCUUGUGACUUUAACCUCAAAGACUUUAAUGUUGGUGGCUACAUUCAGGCUGUGCUGGACAGAAACCUGGCUGAGAACAUCUCCAGGGUCCUCUACCCCAACGACAAUUUCUUUGAAGGGAAGGAGCUGCGUCUGAAGCAGGAGUACUUUGUUGUAGCAGCAACUCUUCAAGACAUCAUCCGUCGAUUCAAAGCCUCCAAGUUUGGAUCCACAGAGUUUGUGCGCCUAGACCUUUCUACACUGCCAGACAAGGUGGCCAUCCAGCUGAAUGAUACCCACCCUGCUCUGGCCAUCCCUGAGUUGAUGAGGAUCCUGGUGGACAUUGAGGAACUCACCUGGGAGAAGGCCUGGGACAUCGUGGUCCGUACCUGUGCCUACACCAAUCACACCGUCCUGCCUGAGGCCCUGGAGCGCUGGCCUGUCGACCUCUUCAAAAACCUGCUGCCUCGUCACCUGGACAUCAUCUACGAGAUCAACAAAAGGCACCUGGAGCGCAUCACCAAGCUGUACCCUGGAGAUGUUGACCGCCUGCGCCGAAUGUCCCUGAUCGAGGAAGGGGACGUCAAGAAAAUCAACAUGGCUCACCUGUGCAUUGUGGGAUCUCAUGCUGUAAACGGAGUGGCCCGCAUCCAUUCUGAAAUCAUCAAGGACACUGUGUUCAAAGAUUUCUAUGAGGUGGACCCUGAGAAGUUUCAGAACAAGACCAACGGAAUCACACCCAGGCGCUGGCUGGUCAUGUGCAACCCUGGCCUGGCCGAGGUCAUUGCAGAGAGAAUUGGUGAGGACUACAUCAGAGACCUGGACCAGCUGAAGCAGCUCCUGGACUUUGUGGACGAUGACACCUUCAUUCGGGAUGUGGCCAAAGUCAAACAAGAGAACAAGAUGAAGUUUGCUGCCCAUCUUGAAGAGCACUACAAGGUGAAGAUCAAUCCCAACUCCAUGUUUGAUGUCCAGGUGAAGAGGAUCCACGAGUACAAAAGACAGCUGCUCAACUGCCUGCACAUCAUCACACUGUACAACCGAAUCAAGAAGGAACCCAACAAGUCAUGGACCCCCAGGACCAUCAUGAUUGGAGGGAAAGCAGCUCCAGGUUACCACACUGCCAAGAUGAUCAUCAAGCUGAUCACAUCUAUUGGAGACAUUGUCAAUAAUGACCCUGUGGUGGGAGAUCGCCUUAAAGUCAUCUUCUUGGAGAACUAUCGGGUCACUCUGGCUGAGAAGAUCAUCCCUGCGUCAGACCUGUCGGAGCAGAUCUCCACAGCAGGUACUGAGGCCUCUGGCACCGGCAACAUGAAGUUCAUGCUAAACGGAGCGCUCACCAUCGGUACCAUGGAUGGCGCCAACGUGGAAAUGGCAGAGGAAGCUGGAGAGGAGAACCUCUUCAUCUUCGGCAUGAGGGUGAAGGAUGUGGAAGCUAUGGACAAGAAGGGCUAUGACGCUGCGUCGUACUAUCAUCGUAUCCCUGAGCUGAAGCAGGCUAUGGACCAGAUAUCUGGAGGCUUCUUUAGCCCCAGCCAGCCUGACCUCUUCAAAGACCUCGUCAACAUGCUGAUGAACCACGACAGGUUCAAAGUGUUUGCAGACUAUGAAGACUACAUAAAAUGUCAGGAGAAAGUCAGCGCACUCUAUAAGAACCCUAAAGAGUGGACCAAGAAGGUGAUCCAUAACAUUGCUGGCUGUGGUAAAUUCUCCAGCGAUCGCACCAUUUCCCAGUAUGCCAGGGAGAUCUGGGGCAUGGAGCCCAGCUUGGAGAAGAUCGCUGCUCCUGAUGAUCCUCGCUAAAACCACAUCUGCCUCCUCCACUAUACUGUAGUUCACCAUGUGGUCCAACCACUGAAGAGAAACCUUGUAGCAUUUUCACUGUACUGUGGCAUUUUUUUUCUUGAUAUUAUUGACACCUACACAACCCCUUUUUAUUUUUUCCAGCUUAACCUGAAGUGGGCUUAUUUCCCUCUGUGUACCAGCAAUGCAUAUUAUCACUAUUGUAUCUCCACGUCAGCAUUUCAGCAGCUAAGAAACAGCAUAGAUUCUACUUUGAAAUCAUGGGAUUCUUCAGCUGGAGUGAAAACAUUAAAGAUAUACCUCCUUAUUUUGUUAUAGUUCCUGAUAGUCUGAUAUUUUCCAAGAUUUCCUCACCGCUGUUAGGAAGUUUGUGUUCAAAACAUCAAGCAGUAGCUGAAUAUAAACUUUAAGUGCUAUAGCAAAAUCAGGGACCUCUUUAACCAAACUCGGACGUCUAUUCUGCAGUUUUCACACAGCAGUGAUUCAAACUACAAUUCUAACUACAUUCCCCUCUACUUCUGAGCCAGUAUGGCUACCAAAACCCAGCAAACAUGCCAGUAAACCUCAGCACUGUUAUGGUUCAAAACCAACCCGUCUUCCAUGAAAGAGAAAAGAAAUGCACCUCAUAGCACCACAGCCUCGAAGCAGCACUGUGAUUAGAUGGAGUUAGAAGGAAGCCAUGCCUCCAUAUUUACAGCAGAUUCAUAUUCAUAUUUAAUAUAAAGACUAUCCAACUGCCUGGUCAGUGUUCUACAGUGUUUGCUGAAUAUAUCUCUAUGUUUGUGUAUAUUAUCGUUAAUGUUCAGGAGAGCCUUGCGAACAGAUGUACUGUCCCUUCAUCUUACCUGUGAUCUCUCCAGCAUGUGUGUGUCUGUCUCAUUCUGCUGUACUGUGUUAGAAAAUAACAAAGCCUUCUCUGCCUAAAACCUAAGUGACUGAAUUUAUCUCCGGAAGAUGUGUGUAUUCUGUGGUGUAGCCGUGUGUGUAUAACAUAGAUGAGCCCAUGACACUGUGGAGAUCAGCUCGAUUGAUGUACUGUAACAACAUGCUGUCCUGCUUCAGCUACUGCAUAUGACCGUCUGACUGCUGUGGUGCUGCCUGUAGAGGCUGCAGAAAGAUAGAACUGACCACUACAGUGAAUCUAACAUGUCUCUGUCAGUCAGUGCUUUUCUUUUUUAGUCAAUAAAUUACAAAACUACUUAAA